UUAGGCGAAGAUCAGAGCUGAUGCAUUCAAGUGGUGGGGUGAGAAAUAGCGAGACGCUGUAGGUACUUCCACUUAAAAAGAAAAAUGAAAGCUUGUUUGAUAAUAGGCAAGCUACCUACUAGAGACAUGGCCAUUGGGAACCACGCUGGGCAUGUUCGUGUACGAGCGUAUGGUGGAACGACAGUUAUCUGAAGUGGCAUAAAUGCAGAAAGAUAUGGAGAAAUGUGUAUAGAUUUUCCGCAUUGAAGACUUGAUUUGCCAGACGUCAUAAUUACCGAAAUCUCCAAUCAUCUCACAGCCCAAAGAAGAAAGACAACCAAGAAUUUCCUUUGACGAGUUUGUGCUGUGAAGUAAAUGGUGAUUGGUUACACAUAGUUUGAGACAGUGCUAAUUAGUCUUGCACAAGUGGGUACCGUGCAGCAGGCAGAGAGAAAUGCCCUACUAUGUUUUAUGGCGUGCUUUACAUUUCUUUUUUUGGCUUGGCUGAGAUAGUCGAUUUAAAGAUUUAGGGACUAGUUUAUAGCCUAAAUAUGGUGCACAAACAAAACCCACAAUGUCAUUUUAGGUUGGGGCAUCAAAAAGGCCGUGGCCCACUUGGUAAUACGAGUACCCAUUUCUGAAAGUAUGAGAAAUCAGUGAGUGGAUAGAUAUGCAUUCUUGGUGGCUAUCUGAAAAUGUGUAUGUUUCAAAAUGGGUAUGUUUCAGGAGAGGUACUAUGCUUGGAGGUUAGGGAUCUCGCUUUUUGAACUGAACUUUGUAAGUUGGAGCUGUGUGAUUGUCCCAUUUUUCCAUAUUUAACGCUUUCCCCAUCCCUGCAGUACACGAAUGACGACCUCCAUCACAAACAGUACGCUUGAGCCUUGCAUUUGUUCAUUAGCUUUGAUUUCCUUCAUGGGUUCUGGAGUUCCCUUUCUAUUUUUCUCCGGAGAUGUAAGUUGAAGAAGCCAUUUCUUCAGCUUUUCCUUUUUUUGUACGGUAGUUAGGAAGGAGUUGUGAUCAUUAACUCUUGCAGCCUUAUAAUUGAUUAGAUCAAUACAUUACCAAAGUUGGGCAAUCAUGGGGUGAACCGGAGAUCUGUUAUGGCUUCACUAGGAUUAUAGUAAUCAUAAUCAUUGAGGAGAGGGUUGGGGGAGGAGGGAACGUUGUACUCAUGGACUGGGAUAUGAAAGCUCCGUCGUCCCAUUGGGAUUGGGAUAAUCUGAUGCUAUUUCCUAAUAGGGGAGCAGACUUUGGCAAGAAGGCUCAAUGGGAGAAUGACACAGUUGCUGCUAAUGGGAAUGCAGAGAUGGACAAUAGUUCAAUGCAGAAUGGAUCUGUCUACUCUCUUGGUUGUGGCUCUGGAUCGACCCUUGCCUAUGGCUCAUCUUCUAAAAGCUCUGCAUCAGUGGAGUUCUCCACCGAGGUCGAAGCAGAUCCCUCCAAAAUCAAGGUGGAGUCUAUAGAGUCUGGCUAUACCGAGAACAGAAAUGUUGGCUUUCUUGACUUGAGAAGCCAAACUGAUCCUAAGACGACUGGGCUAGAUAAUGGGAAGUCUUCUGAAAUGAAGCCUCACGGAGAGCUCAAUGGGUUUUGCGUCAGAGAACAGCAAGAGUCACAGCGGAGUUUCGUAGGGAAGGAGUUCGAUAAAAUCGACAAAACUAAUGCCUCCCUCACAGUUGCAGCUAGUACAGGUAGUGGGGGAGAUAGUCAUAUAGGAUUGAAGUUGGGCAAACGGACUUAUUUUGAGGACGUAUCUGCUAGCAGCGGGAUACCAAUUAAAGCAGCGCCUUCAUUAGGAAUCCCUGUUACUCCCUCUGUUUCUACUAAAAGACAUCGUGGCCUCUCUCAAAGUAUGCAAUCCCCACGUUGCCAAGUUGAAGGUUGCAAUGCAGAUCUCUCCUCUGUCAAAGACUAUCACAGGAGACACAAAGUGUGCGAGGCACAUUCCAAGUCUUCUAUGGUCAUUGUUAAUAACCAGGAGCAGCGUUUUUGCCAGCAGUGUAGCAGGUUUCAUGUUUUGUCAGAAUUUGAUGACGGGAAACGUAGCUGUCGAAGGCGAUUAGCUGGUCACAAUGAGCGUCGAAGGAAGCCUCAGCUUGAUUCAAUAGCUUUGAACUCUUCAAGAUCUGGUUCCAGUUUCUACGAUAGCUAUCGGACUGGCCUUUUAAUGGAUAGAUCAUCCUUCAUGCCUCAAAGGAUUUUUUCAAGUUCAGUACUGGAUGGCUACAACGACUUUAAACUUGGACAUGGUAAAGGAAUCUGGCCAAGGAUUGUUAAAACCGAAGAUCAAUUAAUUUUUGAUGGUCAUUUACAAACACCAAGUGUUAAUCAGCAAUCAUAUAUCAAUGCCGUGUCUCUGCCACCUGCUGAAAAGCGAUAUCUGCUUUUCCAGAGCUCUAAAGCUGCCUCUGGUGACGUUCUUAGUCAAGACAUUCACAACUAUACAUGGAACCAAACAAAUCCUGUCACCCAGGCCCCAACAUUUUCAUCUUCAUCAGGAAUGGAAGUUCCUGGUGGUUUAGAAAUGGCUUCUGCUACAGGAAUGUUAUCGGGUGUCUCCCUCCAACGCCGUGCUCUCUCUCUUCUGUCAUCACAAUCAAGGAGCUCAAGGGCUCCAGGAUCAUCAUCAUUAGAUCUGGCCCCACGGCCAGGUUUUGCAUUGGAACAGUUUAUGCAUGAGAAUCAUUCUACCAUGACUCAAAUACCAGUGCCAGAAAUGCAACACAAUUUUAGUCCCGUUACUGACAAGUUUCUCUCUAUUAGCUCCCAGCCUUCUACAGGUUUAGUCUCGAAUGGAUAUCCUGCACCUGGAGGAAGUUCCCUGGAUAAGGUCAAUCAAGGGGGCUCACUUAUUCCUAAUAUGGGUGGUAUUGGAAACUUUGAAGGUCCUAUACAUGAUUUACUGCGAGGACAGGAAAUGAGAAGUUCUCAUGAUUCAAGGUCCAAAGAUGUUCGGUCUACUAUAAAUUUAAUGCAAAGGUCUUCACAGGUACAGAGUAAUGAAUCACAGGAGCGAUCUGGUAUUGGGCAACAUGGUAACAGGCAAUUGAUGGAGUUUCAGUUGAUGCGGUGCUAUGAGCCAUCAGUUUUUGACUCACAGCAUAUGCAGUAAUUGUAUUAUCUACCUGUUAAAGAGUCCUGGACCUUCUCCGUUUUAUUUUGAGAUCAGAUAUUUGGUAAAGACAAACUAUUGAACCCUUGUGGUUCAAGCUAUAUUCAGGUGAUCAUGAACUGUUGAGCAGACAAUAAGACUAGAUGCUAUCUACCCGUUUUCUGUAUUACGGACACGUUAAACAAGUUUUUCUAAAUAUGAAAUGCAUGAAUGAGUAAUUAUUUUGUGUUCA
Cryptomeria japonica (Japanese cedar) is the source of this 3323-nucleotide messenger RNA. RefSeq names its product squamosa promoter-binding-like protein 12. The record is from RefSeq and is a predicted model, not a curated record. NCBI's taxonomy places the organism in Eukaryota, Viridiplantae, Streptophyta, Pinopsida, Cupressales, Cupressaceae. The transcript has 3 exons. Gene Ontology annotation, molecular function: DNA binding. Gene Ontology annotation, cellular component: nucleus. The coding region runs from base 1151 to 3091 and encodes 646 amino acids.